AAUCAGAGAACCGCAAGUUGUUGUUCUUGGGCACGCCACUACAUCCAUAUAGACGGGGAUCCUGUUUCAAAAAUGGGGAAUACAUGAUUACGCAGAAUAUCCAUGAUAAAACAAAACAAUAAGCAGGUAAAGAUGAUUAUAGAAUAACUAAUUUUUGAAAGUGUGUCUUGAGAUAAAGACAAAUAGUCUCAGGAAAGCUAAGAAGGGUUUAGGAAAAGCAGAGGUAAUGAAUGAACAUGAAAUUCAAUACCAUUUGGCAGCAGUUCAAGGCAGCUUGCCACUUAUCCAAAAUUUUGUUGCUGGUGGGUCCAAAAUCAAUAUAGAAUGUAAAGACGAGGAAGGCACAACAGCAUUGAUACUGGCUGCUGCAAACAACCACUUAGAAAUCGUAAAAGAAUUACUUUCCAAGGGAGCUGAUCCUAAUGCAAGGAGGAAGACAGGCACAACAGCACUAUUUUUUGCUGCCCAAGGUGGUCAUCUUUCAGUUGUCAAAGAACUCAUCAACAGCGGUGCACAAGUUGACCUAGCUAGUACAGAAGGUGGAACUCCUUUGUUUGUUGCCUGUCAAUGUAAUCAUCUCAAUGUGGCAAAAGAGCUUGUCUUACGAGGAGCUAUUGUCCAUGCAACCAUGAAGGAUGGUGCAACACCCCUGUUUGUCGCAUCACAAAAUGGUCACACAAAUGUUGUAAAGUUUCUCAUCAGCAAAGGUGCUCAUGUCAAUCAAACUAGGAUUGAUCAAGCUAGUCCUUUGUGGAUAGCAGCACAAGAAGGCCAUGUUGCUGUUGUGAAAGAGCUUCUUGUUUCUGGAGCAAAUGUCGAUCUUCCAAGACAGGAUGGUGGAACGCCAUUAUUUAAAGCAUGUCACAAAGGGCAUAUUGAUGUUGCAGCAGAGUUAAUAGUUCAUGGAGCUUCUUUGGAUUUACUGAAAAAUGGGGAGACUGCCUUACAUGCAUGUGCUCUGUUUGGACACUUUAACAUUUUAAAGAAACUUAUAGAAUCUGGAGCUGAUCCACAUCUGAAGAACAAGGAUGGGCUUACUCCACAUGGCAUGGCAAAAGAGGCAGGGAAAGAAGACAUUGCUUCAUAUUUAGCAACAGCCAAAAAAUCUUAUUCAACAACAGUUUGAAGAAAACUUGUAUUUAGUAGAUCUUUUUAAGAGAAACAUUCAUAGUAUCUAAAUAGUUCACUACUAUAAAAAUAACAUGUUUAAUCUAGUAAGGCAACUUUGGGCUGGGUUUGGGUUGGUGGAUAUUCUGACCUUAAUAAAUACAUACUAUCAUAAGGUCUGUACCAUUAUAUAUAUUAUUAUCAUUACCCCUAGCCAGCUUACCAGCUAAGCAAAUACCACAUUAAGUUUAGAUUACCCAAACAUUCACAGAUUGUUCCUUGAAAUCCCAUGGAUUGGAAUAGACUUUCAAAGAUGAACAUGCUCUACUUAUGAGAUUAAACAUUGUGCUAUGGACACUCAUUAGCUCCCUCAAGAAUGGGACUAAAAUACAAAGCAUUUUGCUUAAACUUUAUAGUUAAAUGAUGCUUAUUCAUAGCAUCAUAAUUUGAAAAGACUAUUUUAACGAACCUUUGUUUACCUCUUAUUUAUGAUUCUUUUUGAAAUAAAACAUUCAUAAGCAA
Messenger RNA from Rhopilema esculentum, 1629 nucleotides. RefSeq lists its product as uncharacterized. Gene Ontology annotation, cellular component: nucleus. NCBI's taxonomy places the organism in Eukaryota, Metazoa, Cnidaria, Scyphozoa, Rhizostomeae, Rhizostomatidae. Gene Ontology annotation, biological process: regulation of apoptotic process. Gene Ontology annotation, molecular function: protein binding. The record is from RefSeq and is a predicted model, not a curated record.